Messenger RNA from Hydra vulgaris (swiftwater hydra), 1407 nucleotides. The record is from RefSeq and is a predicted model, not a curated record. Lineage: Eukaryota; Metazoa; Cnidaria; Hydrozoa; Anthoathecata; Hydridae.
AUGUUUCACGGAAAUGGCUUUACUCAACUGGGAGAUGCUGGAUUUAAUGAUUGGAAAAAUGGACAUUUAGUUAUUUUCAGGCACGAAAAUUCUUUGGCACAUAAAAAUAAUACAUUAAGUUUUAUUACAUUACAAAGUGAUGUAGGUAGAAUUGACACUCAAUUGGCAACACAAGUGACUGAUGAAAUGAAUUACUGGAAAGCUGUUCUUCAUCGAGUUGUUGAAGUAAUUAAAUUUCUCGGUGCAAAAGGUUUAUCAUUCAGAGGUGAUAAUGAACAAUUUAACAAAAUUAACAAUGGGAACUUUUUAGGAACGUUAGAGUUACUUGCUAAAUAUGACCCUUUUAUUGCUCAACAUAUAGAAAAGUAUGGGAAUAGAGGGAAAGAAACUCCGUCUUAUUUAUCAUCCACAAUCUAUGAAAAACCUUUACUUUUGAUGAAGAAUGAUAUAAUUAAAAUUAUAUUAAAAGAACUAAAAGCAGCCCAGUAUUAUUCUUUAAUUGUUGAUUCUACACCUGAUAUAGCAAACGUCGAUCAACUUGUUAUUGCAUUAAGAUAUGUUUUACCUAGUGGUGUACCUGCAGAAAGAUUUUUAAUAGUCAUUCUAAACAGUGGUCAUAAAUCUGAAGAAAUGAGCAAUGUUGUAAUGGAUUUUCCUAAUUCACACAAUAUACCAAUUGAAAAUUGUCGUGGCCAGAGCUACGACAAUGCGAGGAAUAUGUCAGGUCAGUAUUCUGGAUUGCAAUCAAGAAUUAAAAGUUUUAAUUCAUUUGCAGAGUAUGUACUAUGUUCUGCACAUUCUCUUAACUUGGUCGGAACGUGUGCAGCAGAAAGUUGUAAUUCUUCUACUUCAUUUUUUAUGCUUCUCCAGGAACUAUACACUUUUUUUUCUAGUUCUAUUAAAAAAAAAAGAGCUAAGGCUGAUAAAUCAAGAUCUCAACCUCUUACAGAAAUUACAGGGAAAAUAGAUUUUAUUAGAAAUGUAUAUUAUGUGAUCAUUGAUACUCUUAAAUGUCAACCUAGUUCGAGAAGACAAGCUUAUGAAAAAAUAUCAGAUAUUUAUGGGUGUAUGCCCACAUUGUAUAAAACACCGAGUUCUAUUGUUGUAAGAAACACAUGUGAAACUUUGGCAAAAUAUUUUAUUGAUGUUGAAAACUCAAGCUUACUUUUAAAUGAAUUAAAUUCUAUAGUUAUAAUGUCUUGGUGCCAAGCUGUAUGGCUAGAGGGAUCAGUUGAAGAAGAGCUGAUGAUACCUCCAGUGUGGAUUGAAAGAGCAGUAGUUAAAAAAAGGUUUGUUAGGUGGCCUAUUGGUAUGAAUGUUAUAAAAGCAUGUAACCAACAGGCUAUACCACAGAACAGAUGGUUUCGCUUUCCACUUUUUAAGAAAAAGUGUCGUCAUAGUAAGUAA